Messenger RNA from Thamnophis sirtalis, 855 nucleotides. Lineage: Eukaryota; Metazoa; Chordata; Lepidosauria; Squamata; Natricidae. The record is from RefSeq and is a predicted model, not a curated record.
GCGGCUAUGGGCAAGAAAGUUUCCGCGGCGGCAGCGGCGGCAAAGGAGGAGGCUGAGCGGAGAGAUGAGGGAGGCCAGCGACUCUCGCCCUCUUCCUCUUCUUCUUCUUCCUCCAGCUCCGGCUCGUCCCCCUCGUCGUCUGACUCCCAAACUCUUUCCGAAGAAGGCGAAGCCGGCUCGGCCACCCCUCCAGCCAGCCGGGGUGCUUUCCAGCGGGCGGAUCCCCACCGACGCGACGGUACCUCCGAGCCGCAGCGACCAGGAGGGGAAGCGCCGGGCGGCCCCGCGACGUUGCCCUCCGUGGCCCCUCGCGCCGGGAAGGAAGGGGGCGAGGUGGAAAAGGAAGGGUGCGUGGACGGCCGGCAGGAGAGCGAGGAAGAGGAGGACGACUCGGGUAGUCCGGGAGGUCUAGAUGGCUGCGGGGGCGCCCGCCCGCGUCCCGAGACGGAUGCCUCGCUGGAGGAGCAGGACGAGGAGCUUGAUAGUAUAUUGUCUCCCCCACCUAUGCCAUUUCGAAAAUCCAGUAAUCCUGAAGUUUCUUCUGGGCCUGGAAAAUCACUGAAAUUUAAAAGGCAACUUAGUGAAGAUGGACGACCUUUUAGAAGAGGAAGUCUUGGAGGAGCGCUAACUGGCAGGUACUUGUUGCCAAAUGCUGUUACUCAACAUUCAUGGCAAACUGGCGAAACUUCCAAUCUUGUCCGAAUGCGCACUCAAGCUCUUGGACAAUCUGCUCCUUCUCUGACAGCUAGCUUGGAAGGGAUACCCCCGAAGAGCCAUUUCAGCUCAAUCCGGCAUCGCCAGCAGCUAGUGGAACCAGCAGCUACAAAAAAUAGCAAUGGAAAUCUUCUUAAAUAA